AUGGCGGGCACGAUCAUCAUCACUGGCGCCAACGGUUCUCUAGCAGGAAACACCGUGCAGCAUCUACUCACGAAUACGCCCGAUAAUACCUUGGUCCUCACCGUCCGCAACACCUCGGACGAGGACCCCAACACCAAGAAGCUACGUGCCACCAUUGCCAAGUUCCCGAACGCAAAGGUGUCUAUCCGCCAGCUCGACCUUGCCAACCUCACCGCUGUGCACGAAUUUGCCGACACCGUCGCUGCAGAGGCAGCCGACAAGAAGCUGCCCUCCCUCGCGGCCAUCGUGUGCAAUGCCUAUUAUUGGAACAUGGUGCGCGAUCCUGAGCUCUCCGACGAAGGCUACGAAAAGUCGAUUCAUAUAAACCAUAUCUCGCAUGCGGCUUUAGUGUUGCGACUUCUGGGUAGCUUUGGUCCUGAGGGUGGGCGGGUGGUUCUCUUCACUAGCGACGCACACGAGGAUGGCAAGAAUGGUCUUCAGAAGUAUCCACCUGCUCUGCCUGAUGGCCUUGACGCCCUCUUGAAGGCCGUGCCGGAGAGCGAUAAGCAGGGACGCGGCUUUCUGAACUAUGCCAACUCGAAGCUGGCUAUUCUCAUGUGGACGUAUGCGCUGAACCGUUAUCUCGAGAAGGACGAGGCACUGAGUAAGAUCACAGCAAUCGCAAUAGACCCAGGCAGUCUAGUCGACUCUCGCGCUCUGCGCACCAACACACCUCCGCUGGUGCAAUGGGUCCAGAAGCUGGUGCUUCAGCCCUUCAGGCCAGUGCUGCGCUUUGUGGACCCGUACAUACGUACAGCAGCCGAUGCAGGCGUUGAUGUAGCAGAACUUGCCCUCAACCAAGCACUUCCGGGCGAGCGUGGAUAUUUGAAAUUGCUCAAGAGGGAGAGCAGCUCCAAGGACAGCCUGGACGAGGUCAAGCAGGAGAAGCUGUGGGCGAAGACUCUGGAAUGGGCGAAGAUCACGAAAGAGAACACGCUGCUCGAGAGCGGCGUCUAG
Anthostomella pinea is the source of this 996-nucleotide messenger RNA. The record is from the annotation of a GenBank genome assembly. NCBI's taxonomy places the organism in Eukaryota, Fungi, Ascomycota, Sordariomycetes, Xylariales, Xylariaceae.